Trichobilharzia regenti is the source of this 1140-nucleotide messenger RNA. NCBI's taxonomy places the organism in Eukaryota, Metazoa, Platyhelminthes, Trematoda, Strigeidida, Schistosomatidae. The record is from the annotation of a GenBank genome assembly.
AUGGUUAUCGGGUGUUGUACACUUAACAAUAUAUCGGAAGAUGCCAAAACUCGCAGUGAUGCCAAUAAACAGAUCGAGAAGCUUAUUGAAAAGGAAAAGAAGAACUUCAAAUCUACACACAGAUUAUUACUUUUGGGUGCUGGGGAGUCAGGGAAGUCAACAAUUGUGAAACAGAUGCGCAUACUACACAUAGAUGGGUUUUCAGAGAGAGAGAAAAAGGAGAAAAUAGAUGCAAUCCGUAAGAAUCUCCGUGAUGCUAUAUGUUCCAUAGCAGGAGCUAUGAGUGCCCUUAGACCACCGGUAGAGCUUGAACUCAGUGAAAACAAAAAGUUAAGGGAUUAUAUGUUAGAAACUGCAUCGAAACCAGACUAUGACUAUCCACAAGAAUUUUUUUCGUAUUGUGCCAAAUUGUGGAAGGAUGGAGGCAUACAGGAAACUUUCGAAAGGUCAAAUGAGUAUCAGCUAAUUGACUGCGCCAAAUAUUUCCUUGAUAAGGCAAUGGAUGUUGGGGCUUCGAAUUACAUCCCAUCUGAGCAAGAUAUUUUACGCUGUCGUGUACUCACCUCUGGAAUAUUUGAAACAAAGUUCAGCGUUGAUAAAGUCAAUUUCCACAUGUUUGACGUUGGUGGGCAGAGGGAGGAACGCCGCAAAUGGAUCCAAUGUUUUAACGACGUCACUGCAAUAAUAUUUGUAGCUGCGUGUUCCUCCUACAACAUGGUGCUGCGGGAAGAUCCCAGUCAGAAUCGUGUCAAAGAAUCCUUAGAACUUCUUGCUUCCAUAUGGAAUAACAGGUGGCUACGGAACAUAUCUGUGAUUCUUUUCCUCAACAAGCAAGAUUUGUUAACGGAGAAAGUUUUGGCCGGGAAGUCCAAAAUAGAAGUUUAUUUUCCUCAUUAUGCUACUUAUCAAGCUCCAGCUGAUACGUUGGCGGAAUACCGUCAUGAAAACUCAGAAGUUGUACGUGCCCGAUUUUUCUUCCGGGACGAAUUCCUUAAAGUAACAUCAAAUAAUAAUGGUGGACGCCAUUACUGUUACCCUCACUUAACAUGUGCAGUCGAUACAGAAAAUAUACGACGGGUAUUCAAUGAUUGUCGUGAUAUCAUUCAGCGAAUGCAUCUACGGCAGUAUGAAUUACUAUAG